Messenger RNA from Camelina sativa (false flax), 1096 nucleotides. RefSeq lists its product as uncharacterized. Lineage: Eukaryota; Viridiplantae; Streptophyta; Magnoliopsida; Brassicales; Brassicaceae. The record is from RefSeq and is a predicted model, not a curated record.
UGCAAUGAAAAAGGUGAAGAUCAUUAUGAUUAGCGCGGAAAUUUCCGAGUUUAACUUUUGACUUUUCUCUCCUUGAUCAUUUAUUAAUCAUCUCUUCAUGUCACUAUAUAUACAACCACGUACAAAGUUCACCUUCACAUCAUCAUCGUAUAUUCUAAAAAUGGCGAUGCUAACACCAGUCAUAAAACUCGUGGUUUUUAGGCAAAGUCUUCGACCACAUUCGGCUAUUGCAUUCCUCGUUGAGUUUCUUUGCUUUGUCUUAGAGUUACUCGACAAGGAAAAAGAUCUAGCCAAAAUAUUCGGAAUCGUAUGCGCUUGCGACACGUUAAUCUUCACUUUGCUCGACCUAAUCCAAAACCUGAUCGAAGAAGAAGUGAAAAUAGGAAGAUACGGCCGAAUGUUUUGGCUUUACACAAAAGAUGGGAGCCUCUAUUGGCACACACUAAACGCAUACCUACUCACGUUAUGCAUUGUCCACGUAAUCGGUUCCGCGGUCUCGUACUUUUCUCAUCGACAUUAUCUAGUCUUGCUUCCGCUUUUCUCCGCGGGGCUCGAACUCGUCCCACAAGAAGCCUAUCGUGUUCUUGGACCAGAUCAAGAGAGACAAGAUCCUCCUAUUAGACCUCUUCAUAGCACAUCAGAUGGAAAAAAUCAGAUUCUUCACGACGAUGUUCGGCUAAACCAAGAGUCACGAGGUUGCAUUUCACCUCAUCAUGUUCCAUUCGAUGGUAUUGAGGUACAACAAGGAAUGGUUCUUCAUGAUGGUAUUGAGCUAGAGCAUGAUCAAGUGAUUGUUCAUGUUGGGCCUAAUGAAGGCCCAUAAACUAUCAAAUGCUUGAAUAAAAAAGCUGUAACGUUAUAUAUAUAGAUGGAGACGUAUGUUUUUAAUGUAAUGUACGACUUAUGUACAGUGUACUUGCGAUCGUACGACUUUCGUAAGCCAUAGAAGAAGAAUCUUUGUUACAAAACUAUAUGUUAUAUAGGAAAAAAAAAAUAAAUAAAAAUCGACUCUUCAAUGUGCGUGGAGUCAGUGAAAGAUUUACGACACGUGUGAAGCAUUAAGAGCCGUUGGAUGAAAAUGGUUAUUUUUGUAAUU